This is a messenger RNA of Botrytis fragariae, 516 nucleotides long. RefSeq names its product putative ribonuclease p protein subunit. Bases 1 to 516 code for a protein of 171 amino acids. The transcript has a single exon. NCBI's taxonomy places the organism in Eukaryota, Fungi, Ascomycota, Leotiomycetes, Helotiales, Sclerotiniaceae. Gene Ontology annotation, cellular component: nucleolar ribonuclease P complex. Gene Ontology annotation, biological process: tRNA processing. The record is from RefSeq and is a predicted model, not a curated record.
AUGGCAAAGUCACAGGCUACUAAAGGAGUAUCCAAAGUACCAAACAAAGUCUUGUACAGUAGAAUGUCAUAUCUCUAUCAAGCAGCAACAUAUCUGGUUGUACAAGACAAAGAAAGUCAAGAACAAUCGGCCAAGGGAACCGCCCUAGACUCAUCAAUGGAGGAUGUCAUGAAGGAUGAGUCAAAGGCUGUCGCAAAUGUCACAGAGGGACCACAUCAAGCUCUCUCCCGUAGAUUAAUCACCGAUCUACGCUCAGUCUCAUUGAAAGGAUUAAUGCGAAUGUCUCCUGAUAUGAAGCAUUCUAUCUGUAAGAAUUGUCAAACUUUGUUGCUGGAAGGGACCACAUGUACUGCCAAAGUUGAAAACCAAAGCAAGGGGGGAAAGAAACCCUGGGCUGACGUCCUGGUUCGAAAGUGUCAUACUUGUGGGCUGGAAAAAAGGUUCCCGCUGGCAACAGAGAGGCAACCAAGGAGACCAAAAAGAUCCAUCCAAGAAGCUAAAUCCAGUGCAGUGUAA